UCCUGUGGGCCGGUGGUGUUGUUCUGGGUCUGGUUUGAGUCGUGAGCUGCAGGGGGUUGAGUCACAGGAUUACUGAAGCUGCGCUCAGAUGUCUUAACAGACGUCUUCAGACGAGCAGCAGCUGCAGUGCUCUCCAUAUGAUCCUUCAGUCUCUUUACACUUUUUCUGCAGGAUGAAGAGUAUGAGGAAAAAACAGAUUUUAAUUCUUCUCAUCGCACUGUGCAUGUCUAUGGCUCAAUCUGACUUUGCACCGUAUUUCUAUGAUAAUGGAGCUGGAAGCAGCAACGGAAACAUGGCGUUAUUCAGCAUCUCUGAAGACACAUCCAUUGGGACUCAUGUUUACACACUGAACGGCUCUGACCCCGAAGGUGAGCCGGUGACCUACGGCAUGACCUUUGACAAGGGCUCCAAAGAGUACUUCAGCGUCGAGCCCAAAUCAGGGAAUGUGACUCUCAUCCAAACACUGGACAGAGAGGUUCAGGAUGAGAUCAUUGCAUUUGUGACCAUCACAGAUGGGAGGAAUAAGGUUGUAGAAAAUGUUCGAGUGUUCAUCACAGAUGCUAAUGAUGAAAAGCCUGAGUUUCUGAAUCUGCCGCUCAUAGUGGACGUCCCCGAGGAUAAAGCUUCAGGCAGCAGCAUCUACAGAGUCCAGGCCGUCGACAGAGACCUCGGGUCCGGAGGAAGUGUCAGCUACUACCUGCAGUCAAUGCCCAGCACUAAGUUCACCAUCGACGGUCACAGUGGAGUCCUGCGCAUCAGAUCCGGAGAAUCGCUGGACUACGAACUCUCCAGGACUCAUUUUGUCACUGUGGUAGCAAAGGAUGGCGGGGGUAAAUAUCAUGGAAAAUACCAGGUCAUGACCUCCACAGCCAUCAUAACCAUCAAUGUCCUCGAUACCCAGGAUUCUCCUCCAGUGUUUGUUGGUACUCCAUAUUUUGGAUUUGUCUAUGAAGUCUCUGUACCAGGUUCAGAGAUAUUCACUGUUUUUGCCAAAGACGGGGACCAGAACAACCCCAACGCCAUGCAUUACUCCAUUCUGAGCGGCAGUGAUGGCUUCUUCAGCAUCAACAGCUCGAGCGGCUGUAUCAGCUUGACAUCAUUUCCUGUACAGCUGAGGAACGAGUUAUAUGAUGAAGGUCAUUUUCUGACAUUUAAAUAUGAUGUUUACUUACUUAUUUGUUUAAACUAUGCAAAGUCUGAUGCAAACGUGCACAAGUUCAGAUGUGAUUUCACAUGCAUCUCUGUGUGGCAUGUGCCUAAAGCUGUAUUUCAGCUUCUUUUUUGGGGAGAAAAAGACUAUGAAGUCAGUGUCAUAAGACUGAGGACACAUGGUGAUGCAGAGCUGUUAGACGGUCGGUCAGCACGUGUCCUGCUGAGCGUGCAGCUGUGCUUUACUGAUGUGUCAGUGGAUCUGUGGCUGUUUUAA
Molecule: messenger RNA, 1426 nt
Organism: Cyprinus carpio (common carp)
Lineage: Eukaryota; Metazoa; Chordata; Actinopteri; Cypriniformes; Cyprinidae
Product: cadherin-related family member 1-like
Exons: 11
Coding region: 173-1426 (417 amino acids)
Biological process (GO): homophilic cell-cell adhesion
Cellular component (GO): membrane
Molecular function (GO): calcium ion binding
Source: RefSeq, a predicted model, not a curated record